AUGGCGACAUCGACGACGAGCAAUCGCUUCGCCCACCGCAUGCUCAACCUCCACCGCGUCAUCAAGAACAACCUCGUAUCAUGCCUCCUCGGGCGCCAUCAUCGCCAGACCACGCCGGGAACGACGGGAGCACCCGCCUUGCCGCCAGCACCACGUUUGCUCGGUAACAGCAAGACCACGGUGGUGGUUGACGUCGACGCGCUACUCCUCAAGUCUUCGGCCCCGUCCGCGGCCACAUUAUUCCCGCCUUUCUUCCUCGUCGCCGUCGAGGCUGGUAACUUCGCCCGGGGAUUCCUCCUGCUCGCGCUCUACCCGUUGCUGCGCGUCCUGACGCACGAGACGUGUUUGAAGGCCAUGGUCAUGGUCGCCUUCUGCGGGCUGCGGCGCAACGAGGCGGCGAGGAUCGGCAGGGCCGUGCUGCCCAAGUAUUUCUUCAGGGAGGCGACGCGCGUGGAGGCGCUAGCGGAGGUGGCCGGAGCGCUGCCGAAAGAGGUGAAGGUGGCGGCGUUGAGCAGAUCUUUUCCGACGGUGAUGAUCGAGGCGUUCUUGAAAGAUUACCUGGGGUUCGACGCGGUGGUCGGCAGGGAGGUGAAGUCAGGUUGCGGGUACUUCUCUGGCGUGAUGGAGGACGAAGAAACCAACACUGAGAGGCUUAGUGACGCUCUUAAUAAAACCGAGAAGAAGAACAUCACAUGCCGUUACCCGAAGCCGAUGGUCUUCCACGACGGUCGGCUGGCGUUCACGCCGACGCCGGCGGCCGCGUUCGCCAUGUACAUCUACUUCCCCUUCGCCAUCAUCCUCGCCGUCGUCCGCAUCGCCAUCUUCACAGUCCUUCCACGGCGCGUGACGGGCGUCGCCGCCAUGCUCGCCGGAGUGCGGGUGCGUGUCACCGGCGCUCCUCCUGCCGCGGCAGACGGCGCCGGCCGGCUGUACGCGUGCAAUCACCGCACGCUCCUCGACGCGAUCGCCAUCUCCACCGCGCUCGGGAAGACCGUCUUCGCCGUGACCUAUAGCCUGAGCUGGCUGUCGGAGCUGAUCUCGCCUAUCCCGUUGCUCCGGCUGACCCGCGGCCGCGAGGAGGACCGGCGCCGCAUGGCAUCGCUGCUGGCGCGAGGCGACGUCGUUGUGUCCCCCGAGGGGACGACCUGCCGUGAGCCGUACCUGCUCCGGUUCAGCCCGCUGUUUGCCGAGCUCGCCGACGAGGUCAGCCCCGUGGCGGUGAACGAGCGCUCGAGCAUGUUCUACGGCACGUCCACGUCGCCUGGCGCCAAGUGCUUCGACUCGGUGUACUUCCUGAUGAACCCGCGGCCGGAAUACUCCGUCCACUUCUUGGAGCCGGUGCCCACGGCCGGCCGGAGCAGCAGUAUCGAGGUGGCGAACCAGGUGCAAGGCUUGCUCGCCGACGCGCUCGAUUUCACGCCAACGGCCCUGACGAGGAAGGAAAAGUACUUGCUGCUCGCCGGGAACGAAGGGACAGUGACGACCAAGAAAAGCAAAGGCAAUUAA
Messenger RNA from Lolium rigidum, 1506 nucleotides. Its product is annotated as probable glycerol-3-phosphate acyltransferase 3. Bases 1 to 1506 code for a protein of 501 amino acids. Gene Ontology annotation, molecular function: phosphatase activity; glycerol-3-phosphate 2-O-acyltransferase activity. The transcript has a single exon. The record is from RefSeq and is a predicted model, not a curated record. Gene Ontology annotation, cellular component: membrane. NCBI's taxonomy places the organism in Eukaryota, Viridiplantae, Streptophyta, Magnoliopsida, Poales, Poaceae. Gene Ontology annotation, biological process: cutin biosynthetic process.